This is a messenger RNA of Eruca vesicaria subsp. sativa (arugula), 1232 nucleotides long. The record is from the annotation of a GenBank genome assembly. NCBI's taxonomy places the organism in Eukaryota, Viridiplantae, Streptophyta, Magnoliopsida, Brassicales, Brassicaceae.
AACAAGAAGACGGAAAGUGGGCGUGGUGGAGAGCGAUGAUAAGAAAGAAGGGAAACGCGUCUCCAUAGGCUCACAUUCCAUUUCAUUUCCUCUCUCUCUUUAUUAUUAUCAAUCUCUCUCUCUGCUCUCUAUUCAACUCGCCUGAGGAGGUGAAAAUCAAUAAAGAUGGCGCAGAGAACAGAGAAGGAAGAGACGGAGUUCAAAGCCGCCCUCGAAUCCUUGACGACCACAACCACGCCGCUAUGCUCAAAUAACUGCGGCGUUACAGCGAAUCCAGCGACCAACAACAUGUGUCAGAAAUGUUUCAACGCAUCCAUCUCCGCCGCAGCCGCAGGUGUAGAUUCCCCUUCGAUCUUGAAGAGAACGUCGAGAUCCGUCAAUAUAAGGCCACCACAAACCAAAGUUGUUAUCCGUCCUCGGGAGAUCGAUCCGGUUAAGAGAGAUCAACAGACCGUGAACCGGUGUUCUGGUUGUCGGAAGAAAGUUGGUUUGACCGGGUUCAGAUGCCGCUGCGGUGAUCUUUUCUGCUCCGAGCAUCGUUACUCGGAUCGACAUGAUUGCAGCUAUGAUUAUAAAACAGCCGGUCGUGAGGCGAUCGCUAGAGAGAAUCCGGUUGUGAAGGCGGCGAAGAUGGUUAAAGUUUAAAAUGUUUUUUUUAAAUUCAAAUUUGAAAAAAGACAAAAAAAAAAAACAAUCUUCAAUCGCGGUUGGUUCAAUCGGACAGAGAGAUGAUGCUUCGGAGACAUUGGUUUGAUGAUGGUGUCUGUUUUGUAAUGAAAAGAUCAGAGAGAUUCUCUUCUCGAUUGAAUCUGUAACUGAAUUUUAUUUUUUUUACCUCUUGAAUUAUAUUAGUGUAUGAUUAUUAUUAUUGUAGCUUUACAGAUUCAUGAAUUUUAUUUGCUUCGGAUGUGAGAUAAUAAACUCAUCAAAGACGAGUUUUGGAGUGGCAUGUUUUAGGUAGAUUCGGUAGAAAUGAAGGGUGUUUUUGGUAAUUUAGGAAACGUGUCUCUUGUUUCGUGUGCGUCACAACUCACAUCCCCUCGACAAGGUUUGCUUGGCGUAUAAAAGAGAGGCCAAUAACGUGUUUGAGUUGUAUGGCUUAUUUUAAGUAAACUAUAAACAAGAUUUUUACGCAUUCUUAAAAAAGAACAACUUGUAACUUUUCAACUUAAUUAACUUAACCCUCUUUAUAUGAUGCAACAUCAUGUGAUUUGCACAACAUUUAUCUCGUG